UCAAAGUUUGAAUUUAAAACUUAUUGUGCCUUCUAUGAAUACUCCUUGGAUUGAAAAAUAUCGUCCAAAAACUCUUGAUGAUGUUGUUGGUAAUCCAGAAAUUAUUAAACGUUUAAAAGAAUUUUCAAAAACUGGGAAUAUACCCAAUUUAAUUAUUUCGGGACCUCCCGGUUGUGGGAAAACUACAAGUAUUUGGGCGUUGGCUAGAGAUAUGCUUGGUGAUAAAGUAAAGGAUGCUUGUCUUGAAUUAAAUGCUAGUGAUGAACGAGGUAUUGAUGUAGUUAGAGAACGAAUAAAACGUUUUGCUUCAACAAAAGUAACUUUGCCUGAUAAUAUUCAGAAAAUUGUUAUUUUGGAUGAAGCUGAUAGUAUGACUGAAGGAGCACAACAAGCAUUACGUAGAAUUAUGGAGUUCGACUACAAGAUUUGCAUUUGCCUGUAAUCAAUCAGACAAAAUAAUUGAACCUCUACAAUCUCGUUGUGCAAUUGUAAGAUUCACAAAAUUAAGUGAUGAACAACUUUUGGAAAGAAUUCAUUAUAUUUGUAAACAAGAAA
Molecule: messenger RNA, 555 nt
Organism: Meloidogyne enterolobii
Lineage: Eukaryota; Metazoa; Nematoda; Chromadorea; Rhabditida; Meloidogynidae
Source: the annotation of a GenBank genome assembly